GCGCUGCGCGGCCACCGCCAUGUCUGUCGAGUGGCUGCGGCGGCUGCGCCGGGGCGGCCCCGCCGAGAGACCCGGCUGCUCCCGGGGGCCUGGCCCGGGGCCGCCGCCCGCCACCCCCCGCUACCGCCGGCCCAAGUUUCUGCGCGGCGGCGGCGGCGUCGAGGAGAGCCCGCGGGGUGGCCGGGCCGUGCGGAGCACCGGGCCCGAGCGGCCCCUGCCCUGGGGCACGGGCUACGCCGAGGUUAUAAAUGCUGAGAAGUCAGAGUUCAACGAGGACCAGGCAGCCUGCUGUCAGAUCUCUGUCCGCAGGAGAGAGCCGGGCCUGGAGGAAGAUGAGGAGUGGCUGAUCCUGUGCUCCACACAGUUUCUGACUGGUUACUACUGGGCACUCUUUGAUGGCCACGGUGGCCCAGAAGCUGCCAUCAUCGCCUCCAACUAUUUGCACUACUGCAUCAAGCAGAAGCUGGAGGAGGUUGUGGGAGGCAUCACAGAGGCCCGUCCCCCCAUGCAUCUGAGCGGGCGCUGUGUUUGUGACAGCGACCCACAGUUUGUGGAGGAGAAGCACAUCCAUGCAGAAGACCUCGUGGUGGGAGCCCUGGAGAAUGCCUUUCAGGAAUGUGAUGAAGUAAUUGGACAGGAGAUGGAAGCUACCAACCAGACAGGAGGCUGCACUGCUCUGGCUGCCUUUUAUUUCCAGGGAAAGCUGUAUGUGGCUAAUGCUGGGGACAGCAGGGCGAUUCUUGUUCUGAAGGACAAUGUUGUGCCCAUGAGCUGCGAGUUCACACCUGAGACAGAGAGGCAGCGAAUCCAGCACUUGGCUUUUCUCUUCCCCAAGCUCCUGGAUGGUGAGUUCACGCGCUUCGAGUUUCCACGGAGGUUGAAGGGAGAUGAUGUGGGCCAGAAAGUCCUGUACCGGGAUUACUUCAUGGAAGGCUGGGGAUACAAGAUGGUGGAGAAAGCUGACCUCAAAUAUCCUCUUGUCCAUGGUCAUGGGAAGCAGGCUCGCUUGCUGGGGACUCUAGCUGUCUCUCGAGGUCUGGGGGAUCAUCAGCUCAAAGUCAUCGACACCAACAUUGAAGUCAAACCCUUCCUGUCCUGCAUUCCCAAGGUGAAUGUAUUUGACUUUGCUCUGCAUGACAUUAAGGAAGAUGAUGUCCUCAUCAUGGCAACUGAUGGUCUUUGGGAUGUUCUGGGCAACAAAGAGGUGGCCCAUAUGGCCAGGAAUUUCCUUGCAGAAAACAGGACAGAUCCUCACAGAUUUUCUGAACUGGCCAAGUGCUUGGUAUGCAGAGCAAGGGGAAAGAAGAGAGGCCAUCAGUGGAUGCUGGAUGACAGCCACGAGGCAUCCUAUGAUGACAUCUCUGUGUUUGUCAUCCCACUACACAACAGGGAUGAGGACUGUUAGCGUGACAUGCAGGAUCUGUGUCCCCCUCCUGUGGUGCUGUUCAGCAUCAGCCUGAGACUGAGGAUUUCUGCUGUGCCUGCACACUCCCUUCCAGCAAAAUCAGCUGCAGCAGAACCUGAAAAUGCACAGUCAGCACUUACGCAGAGCAACAAGAACAUUUGCUCCUCAAGAACAGGCAAGAGAGGAACAGUGGGCAACAAAUAAUUUUCUUUACUCUUCCUGUUUGCUGGGUUGAAGAGAAAUUGCAACAGGGGCCCUGCAAGCUGAAGGGCACGGCUGCCGAGGCCUCUGCAGUACAGCGAGCCUCAAACCCAUGAUUCUAGUGACCCCUCUCCCUUUUUCACCUGAGAUCCAACCUGUCUCAAGAGCUGAAUUUUCAUUGGACUUGAGCCAAGCUGUGUAAAACUGGAUGCAUAAGCUGAAGUGUCCCUCAUAUCAGUUUGCUGUAACACAAGAUGUACUGAAAACCCAGGAGCUGCUGCCAAGACAGCACUGGGCACAGCCCUGCCUGCCUGGGGCAAAUGCUGAAGCAGCAGCCCCAACCUCUUGAGAAAGCUGCCCAUUUGUGGGCAGCACCACCUCAAAACAGAGGGCUACACAGUGGUGCACAGGAGCCUCCUGUGUAUAAAGACACGUGCCUUACUGCUACUUAAAGAGCAUUCCAGUACAUUAGCAUGUAUUGCAAUGUACAGAUUUCUAACAAAUCUUAGUCCACAACACUUGCUAACACUUUAUUCAUUCAGGUAACUUCUGACAGAAAGGCUGGGUUUGUAGCAGUAGCACUGGUGAGAAUGAAAGUGUUUAAGCACAUCAGCUGAUGUAAUAGAAGAGCUUCAAGUAAAAUAAAACUGGUUUGUUCAAA
Messenger RNA from Apus apus (common swift), 2267 nucleotides. It is a transcript of the gene PPM1M, whose product is annotated as protein phosphatase, Mg2+/Mn2+ dependent 1M. Gene Ontology annotation, biological process: protein dephosphorylation. Gene Ontology annotation, molecular function: protein serine/threonine phosphatase activity. Lineage: Eukaryota; Metazoa; Chordata; Aves; Apodiformes; Apodidae. The record is from RefSeq and is a predicted model, not a curated record. The coding region runs from base 20 to 1405 and encodes 461 amino acids. The transcript has 10 exons.